UUAACAAUCGGAAACCAGUUCUGUUGAAGAGAAACCUAAAACCGGUUAAUUUUCAGAAUUAAAUUCCUAUACGGUAACUAAUUAGAGAUCGCAAACCAGCCCAGGCGACAGCUUGACACCCACACCCCACACACACACACAAACACACACACACAGAGAAAGGGGAAUUCUGAACGGAAUGCGACAGCCAAUGAGAGACAGGGUAAACACCGUGGAUCAUCAGAGUGGAAUGUGCGCUUGCUUGUUUUUUCUUCAAACUGAAAGCGAAGCAGCAAGUGGAUGAAGUAAAUUUCCAUCCCUGUUGAGUGUGGCUGAGGUACCGUUUAAGAAGAAAGAAGCCUGAAAGGUCCUGUCAAUGUAGGAUGGCCCAGCCCUGCAAUGUGCUGUCGAUCCCCAGCCUGGAUGUGGAGAACCUUACCCUGAUCAGAGCCAGCUCCGGGGCCUGUCUGAGAGGUCAGCUCAGAGGUCAUGGCCGUCAGGUUUCCAUUAAAGUGCUGACCGUCCGACCCACUACAGAGAGCGACUGGACUGAGCGCCUCAAGGAGAUCGCACUGGUGUGCCGGGUCCGAUCGGACCGGGUCAUGGUUCCUCUCGGGAUCUAUCGCUCCAAUCUCUUCCUGGGCUUGGUCUCCGACUGGAUGGGCGGUGGCUCUCUACGCUCCCUCUUGUAUGAGUGCCAGCUGUUUCCGGAGUUGCCCUUGCCACUGCUCCUCAGAAUUCUAUUGGAUGUUGCUGAAGGGGUGUGUCACCUGCACAGCCUGACUCCUCCUCUUCUUCACGAGGCCCUUAAGUCUAGCAACGUCCUGCUCGACACGCAGAACCGGGCUAAGGUGUGCGACUAUGGGCUGUCUCAGUGGAGAGCCUGGACUCUGCAGUCAGUCCCUGCAGACUACAGUGGUCUGUGCAGCGGAGACCUGGCCUAUUUAUCACCAGAGACCUUGCGAGGCGAGGCACCGUCUGCAAAGGGAGACGUAUACAGUUUUGCCAUGCUCAUGUGGGAGACCCUCAGCAGGAGAAGGCCGUAUCAAGAUAUUGGGCAGCCCCAGGAUCUGGUCUCAUCAGUCCAGAGCGGAGCGCGCCCCGAUACUGGGGAGGAGUUUAUACCUGUUGCUGUGCCACAGCGAAACUCCCUGAUCCAGCUGAUGACACAGUGCUGGCACCCUGAUCCACACACCAGACCUCAGAUCAGAGAUUGUGUCCUGGAGCUGCGCAGAGUUGUGGAGACGUUUCACCCUGACACACUUUCACAGGCUGCCCUCCUGCUGAAAGAAAUGAAGGAGAGGGCGGUAGAGGGCUGCAAGGACCAGCUGAUCCAUACGCUGCAGAUCGAGAUCAACAACCUGGAGAUUUCCAGUCGGAAUCCCAAGAAUGCCGGAAACAAGUCUGUUCCCAUGGAAACAGUACAGAUGUUGAAAUCUGCACCAGUGGGCCCUGACCCGCGCAGGACAAGCCCCAAAACUCCCCCAGUCCCUCAGAUGGGGCGAGGCGUUCCCAUGGAGGCUGCGUCCCAGAGAGAGAGCUGUAGCUUUUCCAGUUCUCUACCCAGCAAGCCAGCCUUCCUCAGAGGUGAUGGAGGGGAGCAACAGAGCAGCCCAGACAGGUGCUGUCCUGGGCAGAGCCCUCCACCCCCACCCCUGCACCAAACAGACUCCUUCAGCCAACCUGAUCAAUGCACACUGGCGUGGUUUCCAGAGAGGAGCUGCUGCCGGAUCCUGCAGGACAGGCGGGGGUCCAUCGUUCGGGGGAUGACGGAGGGGAGGCUGAACUACGUGCUGGACAGGCUGCGUUCGCGGCAGGCGCUGGCCCGAGAGGACUACGAGUACAUCACUGCUGCCCUGACGCUGGCGGCCCGCACUCGCUGCCUGCUGGACACCUGCCUGUGCCUGGGAGAAGGGACGGCUCAGCUGGUAGUGCAGGCCCUGGGCCUGGGCUCGUCCAGGGGUCUGUGCCAGUGAGAGGGUCGAUGGGCUAGGUGAUUGAAGUCGCAGGAGCAGGCUGUGUCGGGGAGGGGGGUGAAUUGACCCUGGGAUUCAAAUGGAAAUGCAAUCGUGUGAUAUCCAAACUUGUGUUUGAAAGUUCUCAUUUAUAACUGUAUAAUGAAGCAGGGUUUGGAAGAAACCGUUUCAAAUACAUAAUAAUACAAGUGUUGUAAUCUGUGCUGUAAUUACAGCACACACGUUUACAGCAGACGUCAAGAGAAGACAAAGACGUGGGUCUGCUUGGGUUCACUUGUCAAAGUGUUUUGUUUUCACAGAAUAGAACGUUUUUCUCAUGGUAAUAUGUUUAAAUGUAUUUGUUAAACCAUCACAGGUGAAGUAGUUUUUAUAAAACGUUAUACUUUGCUGAGUCGUGUAUAGUAGUUAUAUCUACUGGCAAGGCUGCUUAGAGCCUCAUCUCUUGAGUGUUUUGGUUCUGGUCUUUUCAUGUUAAUGACCAUAGCCAAGGGUCAGGAGUUUUAUAGUCAUUAACUUAAAAUGUAAUAAAUAUUCAGCGUUGCUAAAUUAAAUUGUUAAAUUGCUACUCGCCACACAUCACAUUGAAUGAGGUCUCAGUUAGAUUUAAAAAAAAAAAAAAGAGUUUUUAUUAUUUUCUCACCUGGAUGAGAAUUUAUAUUGAAACUCCUGCACUCUCCCUACUCACAAGACAGCAACUGUAUACAACAUUAUUGAAUAUAAUUCUAUAUCGUUUUGUAGUACUGGGUAUUUGUAUCUUGCAUCAAGAGCAAAGGAUCUGCUAGUAUUGUUAUAUUAAGACAGAUGCAUGUGUUAGUUAUUUAUUAAUGUUAUUAUAAUCAUUAUUUUAUAUAUAUAUAUAUAUAUAUAUAUAUAUAUAUAUAUAUAUAUAUAGAUCUAGCUAAACAUACCACUCCACAGGCAACGUGGAUGAGGGAUACAGCAGACAGGUUUGUGUGGAAGAAUCUUGGGGAGACCUUCAUCCAGCAGGGGAUUGAAAAAGGCUGAAAUGUUGUUUAAACACUGGUCUGUAUGUAUCAUUUUAUAGCCUGUCCUGGUUUUCAAAAUAGCAAAGAAUAUACAAGAAGACGGGGGGUGAGGAAGGGUUUUUUUUUUUACUUGAUUUUUUUUACUUGAUUUUGUGCAUUUUGUGACAAUUGUGAGUUUCUGUGUAAAAAUAAUAAUAAUAAUAAUAAUAAUAAUAAUAAUAAUAAUAAUAAUAAUAAUUAAAUAUUUGAAAAUGUUCAUUGUGUGUUUUUUUUAUUUUCCCCCCAUGGUCACGUAGCCUUGCGAAAUACACAAUCUUGUCAAUCACACAGUUCCCACAAACAAAUGUGUGUGCGCUGCAUGUUUAGCCAACAUUAUGAAAGAGCACAGAGAGGGAGCUGGACCCCGUUCCAAUCAGGCAGGGUUAUCAGGCCCGUGUGAACCGUGUGUAAAGUACUCCUGUGGAAUUCUGCAGCACUGCAAAGCCUGUGCAUUCUCAGAAGAACACAUGAGCAUCAGAGACUGUGAGUGCCUCGCUGGAAUUAGCUGUUGCAAUGCCUACCGGUAGUGAGUUGGCAACACCAGAAUAACAGAUAUUUAUUGUUCUUUUUAAAUAAUAAAGAAUUGAAAUGUGA
This is a messenger RNA of Acipenser ruthenus (sterlet), 3574 nucleotides long. Its product is annotated as receptor-interacting serine/threonine-protein kinase 2-like. Gene Ontology annotation, molecular function: ATP binding; JUN kinase kinase kinase activity. Lineage: Eukaryota; Metazoa; Chordata; Actinopteri; Acipenseriformes; Acipenseridae. The coding region runs from base 363 to 1955 and encodes 530 amino acids. The record is from RefSeq and is a predicted model, not a curated record. The transcript is spliced from 12 exons. Gene Ontology annotation, biological process: regulation of apoptotic process; protein phosphorylation.